Molecule: messenger RNA, 1467 nt
Organism: Lotus japonicus
Lineage: Eukaryota; Viridiplantae; Streptophyta; Magnoliopsida; Fabales; Fabaceae
Exons: 4
Coding region: 50-1255 (401 amino acids)
Biological process (GO): double-strand break repair via homologous recombination
Cellular component (GO): Slx1-Slx4 complex
Molecular function (GO): crossover junction DNA endonuclease activity; 5'-flap endonuclease activity
Source: RefSeq, a predicted model, not a curated record
CCCUACAUAUAUUCACAACGGUCGAAUUUCAUUGGAGACAGAGAGAGAGAUGAGGAAGAGAAAGGGUGCAAGAUCUGAGAUAGAAGAAGAAGAAGGAGAAGCUGUGCAAGUUCAAGAGCACCAUAACAAUGGCAAAAACGAAAACGAAGGUUGUGAAGGAAAUGGGUUCUUCGCUUGCUACCUCUUGGCCUCUCUAAACCCUCGUUUCAAAGGCCACACCUACAUCGGAUUCACAGUGAAUCCGCGGCGGCGGAUCAGGCAACAUAAUGGAGAGAUUGGGUGUGGAGCUUGGAGAACCAAAAAGAGGCGGCCUUGGGAGAUGGUUUUGUGUAUCUACGGAUUCCCAACUAAUGUCUCUGCUCUUCAGUUUGAAUGGGCUUGGCAACACCCUGUUGAAUCAUUGGCUGUAAGGAAGGCAGCUGUUAAUUUUAAAUCCCUCUCAGGAAUAGCCAAUAAGAUUAAACUUGCAUACACUAUGCUCACCCUUCCAUCCUGGGAGAAUAUGAAUAUGACAGUGCACUUCUUUUCGACGAAGUACAUGAAACAUUGCGGUGGUUGCCCAAACUUGCCAGAGCACAUGAAGGUCGAGACUGGUUCAAUGGACGAACUUCCCUGUUAUACUGAACGAAUUGAUGGUUUGUCUGAGAAUGAAGAUGAUGUGGAAUUUGAGAAUAAUGCUAGUACUAGUGGUUCUGUUCCAGUUGCAAGUGAUGAUUCUUUAACUCUUGAUUCACCGAAGAGUCCAAAUCACUGGGACAGGAUUAGUGAAGCGUUUGGGGGGAGCAAAGAAUCUGAAGCAAGAGAACCACCAGGUCAUCCAUCCACUACAGAAAACCCGAGUCUAUCAUUUGGUUUAAUCACAACCACGCCGGUGAAAUCAUCGCCAGUAGCUUCAUCAAAAAGAGUAGGGACUAUUACAGAAAACCCGAGCCAGUCAUUUGGUUUCAUCACAACCACACCGGUGAAAUCAUCGCCGGUAACUUCAUCAAAAAGAGUAGAGAUUAUUGAAGAUGCAGAUCUUUUGAACGUGAUGAAUAAGAGUGAUGGUGAAUUGAGUCAACCAGAAUCUGUAAAAUCAGAUGCUGUUGAUGUCAAUAGCACAUUCAUUGUGCCCCAUGAAGCUGAGAUAGUUGAUUUGUCCACCCCUUCUCCUAGCUGGAGAAACAUUAUAGAUAGGAAGAAGAGGAGAGUUUCCUCUUCUGUUGGUUCUAAUUUUAUUGACUUAACUAAGUCCCCAAAUUUUGUCCAAUUGUAAGGUUUUGUCCAAUGUCGUGAGAAAACAUUAGUUGUUGAAUAAUCUGGCCUGUCAUACCCUCCUGUUGCCAUCCUCUGAUGUCAUAGAUCAUACAUGCCAGCCACCACUGUAUGUGUGAAUUGUGACUGAAAUCUGAACAAAUAAGUGUCGUCUUGUUUCUUUCCACAAUGUUUAAUUUUGCAAUAUUGAAUUAAUAUUUGCAAUUUAACCAA